AUAAUUUAAAAAUAAAAUUACAACAAUUACGAUCUCUCAUUUUCUGUUAUACUAGCGCCAUUUUCAGUGACAUGUAUUCAAUCACCGAGCACCUCACGGAACGGAUCUUACUUCAUUUUCAAUCCAUCAAUGCUUUUCAUUUUUUUCCUGUUUCCAUUUCUCAACAAUUCUUCUUCUGAUGCAAUCCACCACCGUCACAGAGAGAGAGAGAGAGAGAGAGAGAGAGAAUAAUCGUGUUCGUCUUUUGAUUUUCCCCCUUCCAAAAUGGCAGUUUCUAUCCUCAUUUAUUUCUUCCUCUUUGGUGCUGCAUUUACUCUCGCAAUCAUAUUUUCUACUUCAUUGCUGUCUUGGAUUUUGAGCCGUGUUUUAAAAGCAACUGUUGGAUUUUGUGUUGGUGGAAUCAGAAGUUUACGAGAUGUGGUCAUCAAGUUUGAAAAGGGUCCUACUGAAUCUGUAUCUAUUGGUGAAAUUAAACUCGGCUUAAUCCUUUCCUCUGUCGAACAUGGUGCGAAUGUUGGUUCUUGGAAUCCAAAGUUGCAAUUAUCAAUACGCAACUUAGAAGUUGUUACGAGGCCUACAAUUAAAAGCUCUGGGAAGAAGAGUACCGGAAAAUCCAAAUCCAAAUCCAAAACUCGUUCUUUAAGCAGAGGAAAGUGGAAGACUAUUGUCAAUAUUGCAAGAUAUUUUUCUUUUUCUUUGACAGAGCUAGUUCUAAAGACACCUAAAGGUACUAUUGGGAUCGGGAAGGUGAAUGUUGAUAUAUUUAAAGGUGGUGGAUCCGAGUCAAAUUUGUUUGUUAGCGUACAUAUAUUGCCCAUUUCCGUUCACAUUGGUGAUCCUCAAGUUAGUGGUGAUCAAUUAUCUGAACUUAGUGGUGGAGGAUGCAGUGUUUCUAGCCAGGCACCUGUUGCUCCUAUAGAAAAGUCUUCUGCUCCUUUUAUCUGUGAAAAAUUCUCCGUCUCAUGUGAAUUUGGUCAUCAUAGGAAUAUUGUAAUUAAUAAUGUGGAUAUAUCCAUUGGAGAAGUUGCUGUGAAUUUGAAUGAACGGUUGCUUGCAAAAAAAGAGAGGACAUCAGAAUCUUCAUCAGGCUCUGAUAGAAGUAAAGGGUCAAACCAUGUUGAUCCUAUGAGCACAAACCAGUCUUUAACGAAGGAAGAAAAACUAGAACGCCACAUUUCUUUGUUUCCGGAGAAGGUGGGCUUCAAUCUACAAAAGCUGAAUGUGCGUUUUGAGCAUUGUGAACAUGGUCUUUCUGUUGAAAAUAACAUCACUGGCAUCCAAUUUAAUAGCGUCAAAUCACGCUCCAAUAACGAUAUUGGGGAGAGUACACGCUUUGAUUUUCAACUGGAGUUCAGAGAAAUUCAUCUUCUUAGAGAAGCUGGUGCUUCUGUCGUGGAGAUAACGAAUGUGAAUUUGGUCUCCUUAGUGUGUGUCCCAGUGCAAUCAAUAUCACCUGUUAAAGCUGAAAUUGAAAUCAAGCUUGGACGUUCACAAUGCAACAUCAUAAUGAGCAGAUUGAAGCCUUUGUUGCUCCUCCGCUCCUCCAAACCGAAAAAAGUGGUACUUCGAGACGAAACUUCUGUUGUAAAACCGAAAUCAAAUGAUAGCAAGACCAUCAUUACAUGGACAUGUAAAUUUUCAACUCCUGAGAUAACAAUCAUGCUUUAUAAUAUGGAUGGUUUUCCGGUGUACUAUGGUUGCUUACAAUCACCGCAUCUAUUUGCAAACAACAUUUCAAAUAUGGGGACUUCAGUAAACGUUGAACUUGGUGAGUUCAAUCUCCAGUUGGCUGAUGAAAAUAAAGACUGGUUGAAAGAAAGCAUUUUUGGUGUGGAAUCAGACUCUGGCUCCAUUAUACACAUUACAAAGGUUAGUUUGGAUUGGGGAAAAAAGGACAUGAAAUCCUCUGAAGAAGAUGGUCCCAUGUGUAUUCUAGGUUUAGCAGUUGAUGUUACUUGCUUGGGGAUUUAUCUAACCAUCAAGCGUUUAGAAUCAUUAAUAUCAACAGCGAUAUCCUUUCAAGCUUUAAUGAAAAACUUCUCUUCAAAGAAAAAAUCAACUCAAAGCCAAGGGCAUUCAUCAUCAAAAAAUACGGGUAAGGGAACUCAAAUGUUGAAAUUCAAUCUUGUACAGUGUUCAGUAUAUGUGUUGGGGGAGACUGGAUUAGAAAAUACAGUUGUUCUAGAUCCCAAGCGAGUUAAUUACGGUUCGCAGGGUGGCAGAGUUAUAAUAAAUGAAUCGGAAGACGGUACCCCUCGCACUGCAAAGAUAGUAUCCACGGUUUCUGAUGACUACCAAAAACUAAAGUACUGUAUCUCUCUCGAAAUAUUUCAAAUCAAGUUAUGUGUAAACAAGAUGAAACAAUCCACACAGAUAGAACUUGAAAGGGCCACAUCUAUCUAUCAGGAAUAUGUGGAGGAAAAUAGGCCGAUGACAAAGGUGGCAUUAUUUGAUACGAAAAAUAUUAAAUUUGUAAAACGCUUAGGUGGUGGCCCCAAAGAGAAUUCAGCUUGUUCUCUUUUCAGUGCUACUGACAUUACAAUGAGGUGGGAGCCUGAUGUUCAUCUAUCACUAAUUGAACUUGUUCUCCAGCUGAAACUAGUUGCACACAAUAAGAAGCUUGAGGAAUGUGGUAAUGAACACGUGGAAGGUUCAUCUAAUGUAAGAGAUACUAAUUGCAAAAAUGAAGCUACCACGGAAUCAAGGAAUCUUGAAAAGAAGAAAGGUUCUAUUUUUGCUGUUGAUGUUGAAACGUUGAAUAUAUCGGCUGAGCUAGGAGAUGGAGUUGAUGCUAUGGUUCAGGUUCAGUCAAUUUUCUCUGAGAAUGCUAGUAUAGGAGUGCUCUUUGAAGGACUAAUGGUUAAUUUUUGUGGGGCCAGAAUCUUGAAGAGUAGUAGGAUGCAAAUUUCACGAAUUCCUAGUAUAUCUGCUAGUGCAUCUGAUGCAAAGGAAACUGUUGCCACAACAUGGGACUGGGUAAUUCAAGGUCUUCACGUUAACAUUUGUUUGCCAUACAGAUUGGAAUUGCGUGCUAUUGAUGAUGCUUUUGAGGAUAUGAUGCGAGCUUUAAAGCUUAUUGUGGCAGCAAAGUCUAAUUUGAUUUUUCCUGUGAAAAAAGAUAGUUCUAAAGUCAAAAAACCGAGUUCAACAAAAUUUGGAUGCAUAAAAUUUUUCUUACGCAAGUUAACUGCUGACAUUGAAGAGGAACCAAUACAGGGAUGGCUUGAUGAACACUACCAGAUGUUGAAGAAGGAAGUUGGUGAGUUAGUUGUCCGGUUAAACUUUCUAGAGGAAUUUAUAUCGAAGGCCAAGCAAGACCCAAAUUCUUCUGAUGACUUAAAUAAUUCUUCCCAAGUUGGAAAAGUUUAUUUUAACGAAGUGGAGGUUGAUGUAAAUAAUUCUUCAAUUAUUGAAUCCAUGAGAGAAGAAAUUUAUAAACGAUCAUUCCGUUCAUAUUACGAGGCAUGCCAGAAGUUAGUGUUUUCUGAAGGCUCAGGUGCUUGUAGGGAUGGCUUUCAAGCUGGUUUCAAACCCAGUGUUUCAAGGUCUUCUCUUUUUACGUUAUCUCUAUCAAACUUAGAUGUAAGCCUGACAAAAAUUGAUGGUGGAGAUGAUGGGAUGAUUGAGUUUGUGAGGAAACUUGACCCUGUUUCUCUUGAAUGUGAUAUACCAUUUUCCCGACUGUAUGGGGCAAAUAUUCUCUUAAACACGGGUUCUCUUGUGGCUCAGCUUCGAGAUUACACAUUUCCUCUAUUUUCUGGAAAUUCUGGCAAAUGUAAAGGUUCUCUUGUGUUGGCUCAGCAGGCAACUAGCUUUCAACCUCAAAUGCUUCAAGAUGUCUAUGUUGGGCGAUGGAGGAAGGUGUUCAUGCUUCGAUCAGCUACUGGUACAACUCCACCCAUGAAGACAUACUUUGAUUUGCCAAUACAUUUUCAGAAAGGCGAAGUGUCAUUUGGGGUGAGUUAUGAACCAGUUUUUGCUGAUCUUAGUUAUGCUUUCACCGUGGUGCUACGGAGGUCUAAUCUAAGUAUUAUGAAUCCUGGCCCACUUAUUCUGCCACCGAAAAAGGAAAAAAGUUUGCCAUGGUGGGAUGACAUGAGAAAUUACAUUCAUGGAAGAAUUUCCUUGUUAUUUUCUGAAACUAGAUGGGAAAUUUUGGCCACUACAGAUCCUUAUGAAAAGCUUGAUAAACUUCAAAUUGUGACUAGCUCUAUGGAAAUUCACCAGUCAGAUGGUCGUAUUCUACUUUCUUCAAAAGAUUUCAAGAUUUUUUUGAGUAGUUUGGAAAGUUUGGCAAACAAACGUGGUUCUAAACUUCCAGCUGGUGUCGUCUCUGGUUCAUUUUUGGAAGCUCCCAUCCUUACAAUUGAAGUUACAAUGGACUGGGGUUGUGACUCUGGAAAACCCUUGAAUCAUUAUUUAUUUUCACUUCCAGUUGAAGGGAAACCUCGUGAAUUUGUAUUUGAUCCCUUCAGAUCCACUUCUCUUGCCAUUGGAUUGAACCUAUCUUUUGGAUCUGCUCUUCCUUUGUCAGAUAAAAAACAUCCAUCCUCCAUACAAGGAGAUGUUACUGUAUCUCAUUCUCCUAACAUUUGUCAGAAUGUUUCACCGGCUUCCCCAACAAUAAAACUCGGUGCUCAUGAUGUAGCAUGGCUUGUAAGAUUCUGUCUCUUGAACGUCCUACCUCCACAUAAACUUCGCACCUUCUCACGAUGGCCUCGUUUUGGAGUUCCAAGAAUUGUCAGAUCAGGCAAUCUUACACUUGAUAGAGUGAUGACUGAAUUUAUGAUGCGUAUAGAUUCCACACCAUUCUGCAUAAAGAACAUGCCUUUACAUGAUGAUGAUCCAGCGAAAGGACUGACCUUCAUGAUGGCAAAGUUUAAGCUUGAAUUAUAUUUUAGUAGGUGCCAGCAACAUUAUACUUUUGAAACCAUACGUGAACCUCUUGGUCUUGCUUACCAAGGUAUUGACCUUCAUAUGCCCAAGUGUUUCCUAAGUAAAGGAGAUUGCGGAACUGUUGCUAAAUCAGCUAGUGUGAUACCAAAAAGUUCACAAUCUGCAUCUGAGGAAAAAAUUCCCUCUGAAAAGGGUUAUUUGGCACAGAAAAAUAAUGAUGAUGGAUUUAUUCUAUCUUGUGAUUACUUUACCAUACGGAAACAGUCUCCAAAGCUUGAUUCUGCUAGUUUAUUAGCCUGGCGUGAAGCCGGAAGAAAAAAUGUUGACAAAACCUAUGCACAGAGUGAAACUGAUGAGCAUAUGCGAUCAGACCCCAGCAAUGAUGAUGGAUACAAUGUGGUUAUAGAGGAUGAUGGGUACAAUGUGGUAAUGGCUGACAAUUGCCGGCGUGUGUUUGUCUAUGGUCUAAAGCUUUUGUGGAAUAUUGAAAAUAGAAAUGCAGUUUGUUUCUGGGUUGGGGGUCUAACCAAAGCUGCUGCACCUGCCAAGCCUUCUCCUUCCCGGCAGUAUGCACAGAGAAAAUUACAUGAGAAAAACAACCAACAGCAAGAUGGAACUGAAACUAGUCAAGAUGAUGCAUGUGAAACCCAUCAUGAUGCAUGUGAAACCCAUCAAGACGAUGAAACUGAAAUGCAAAAAGAUGACGGAGUUGAAACCCAUAAAGAUGAAGGAGCUGAAACCCAUAAAGAUGAAGCUCAAAAAGACGAAGGAGUUGAAUCUCAUAAAACUGUAGGAGUUGAAACCCAUCAAGAUGAAGUUAGUAAGUCCCUUCCCACUGGUAACAUCUCAGAUUCUUCCUCUUCUCUGGCUGCCAGGACUUCUGAGUUCCCUUCAUUCCCAUCACAUUCACUUAAGUUGGACAGCUUACCAUCUGCUAAAAAUGAAAAUACAGACGAAUCGGAGGAGGGGACUCGACACUUCAUGGUUAAUGUUAUUGAACCACAAUUUAAUCUUCACUCGGAGGGUGCAAAUGGUAGGUUUUUGCUUGCUGCUGUAAGUGGACGCGUUUUAGCCCAAUCGUUUCAUUCAGUUCUUCAUGUUGGCCAUGACAUGCUUGAGAAAGCGGGUGGUACAACAGAUGAACAUAUUGGUGAAUAUCAGCCUGAAGUUGCAUGGAAAAGAGCGGAGAUGUCUGUUAUGUUGGAGCAUGUGCAGGCGCAUGUAGCACCAACGGAUGUUGAUCUAGGGGCAGGAGUGCAGUGGCUGCCAAAAAUUAUGAAAGGCUCACCAAAAGUAAUGCGUACAGGUGCACUUCUUGAGAGAGUUUUUAUGCCUUGUGACAUGUACUUUCAGUACACGAGGCACAAAGGGGGCACUCCAGAAGUGAAGGUGAAGCCCUUGAAGGAGCUCAAGUUCAAUUCUCAUAAUAUUACAGCAGCAAUGACAUCUCGCCAGUUUCGAGUCAUGUUGGAUGUGUUAAACAAUCUUCUACUUGCCCGGCUUCCAAAGCCUCCAAAAAGUAGCCUGGCACUUUCUGCUGAAGAUGAUGAAAACGUCGAAGAGGAAGCAGAUGAGGUGGUUCCAGAUGGUGUUGAAGAAGUGGAACUUGCAAAAAUCAACGUCGAAAAGAAAGAGAGGGAACAAAAUUUGCUUCUUGAUGAUAUGAAAAAAUUGUCUUUUUGGUGUGACCCUUCCAAAGAUCUACAUCCAGAAAAGGAACAAGGGUUGUGGAUGAUAGAUGGUGGAAUAGCCAUGCUGGUCCAAGGACUGAAGAGACAACUUGUAACUGCACAAAAAUCCAGGAAGGAAGCACAAGCAUCAUUAAGAACGGCUAUGCAAAAGGCUGCACAGGUGCAUCUAAUGGAAAAGGAGAAGAACAAAAGUCCUUCCUUUGCUAUGCGUAUAUUUUUGCAAAUUAACAAAGUUGGUUGGAGCAUGCUUCUUGAUGGUAAACCCUUUGCUGAAGUUGAAAUCAAUGACAUGAUCUAUGACUUCGACCGAGAUUACAAGGAUGUGGGUGUUUCUCAGUUUACGACCAAAUAUUUUUUUUUCAAAAAUUGUCUUGCAAAUGCCAAAUCUGAUAUGAUUUUGUCAGCAUGGAAUCCUCCAGCUGAUUGGGGAAAAAAAGUCAUGCUUAAAGUUGAUGCGAGACAGGGAGCUCCAAAGGAUGGAAGUUCUCCCUUUGAACUUUUCCAAGUAGAGAUAUAUCCACUUAAGAUCCAUUUAACAGAGACAAUGUACAGAAUGAUGUGGGUAUAUUUCUUCCCAGAGGAAGAACGAGAUUCACAACACCGACAAGAAGUUUGGAAGGUCUCAACCACUGGUGCAAGGCGUGUAAAGAACUCUUCAAGCAAUCAGUCGACAAAAGAGUCCGAGGCCUCAUCCAAAUCUGGCGGCUUCUCAUUCCUAUUUCCUGCAACCAAUCAGCCUUCUGCACAGAAAUCCAAAGCACAAAAUGUCAAAGGAGUUACCGGUACUGGUUCAACCCCUGAGUUGAAAAGGACUACUUCUUUUGAUGAGACUGUGACCGAACCUGUAGCUGAUGAACUCGUCGUACAAUUUGGCUCUUCUGAGCAGCAAGAUGAAGCAUUUAAGAAUAAAUCAAAAGAUCCAAAAGGUGUAAAAGCUGCAGCUGGUAAUUCAUCUCUUGACGAAAAGAAGGUGUCUAGGCCACAAAAGAUAGUGGAAUUUCACAACAUCAAAAUUAGUCAGGUGGAAUUGUGUGUUACAUAUGAAGGGCAAAGAUUUGUUGUAAGUGAUAUGAAAUUACUGAUGGAUCAAUUUCACCGAGCCGAGUUUACCGGGACUUGGCAAAAACUCAUUUCCCGAGUUAAGAAGCACAUCAUUUGGGGAGUCCUAAAAUCUGUGACUGGCAUGCAGGGAAAGAAAUUUAAAGACAAAGGUCAGAAUCAGCCAAGUGGGGCUGUUGUUCCAGACGUUAUUGAGCUCAAUUUUAGUGACACUGAAGGCCAUGCAGGAAAACCUGAUAAGUAUCCACCAUCUUGGCCUAAGCGCCCUACUGAUGGAGCAGGCGAUGGAUUUGUAACAUCUGUUAAAGGACUAUUUCACAAUCAACGCCUCAAAGCAAAAGCAUUUGUGCGUAAGACAAUGAAAGGUGAAGGAGAAAAUGAAGCUCAAGAAGAAUGGAGUGAAAAUGAUGCAGAAAUCUCUUCUUUUGCUAGACAGCUAACCAUAAUAAAAAAAGAUAAAAAGCUUACUAAACGCCAAACUAAUAAGUUCCUCUCUAAAGGACAAAAAGGUUCGUCCGCAAUACAAAAAGAAGAAUUACUACCACCAUCACUUCCAAAAGAGACAACUACAUCCUCAAUACAAAAAGAAGAAUUACUAUCAACAGCUCCAAAUGAAAUAAUUACAUAUGAAAGUGAUUCGUCAAGUGGAUCAUCCUCAUCCUAUGAACUUCUUCUUGAAUAGAGGUUAAAGAUGUUUAGGAGUAUGUAAACUAAUAUAAAUGAGUAUGUAAACUAAUAUAAAUUAAUGUUUAAGUCGUGGUCUGUGAUACCCAAAGGUUUGUAGUGUAAUUCAACCGGAUACUUCAGAAUGCGUUUUAACUAAAACACGUGCAAGAAAAUGUGUUAGCAUGUGAAUUAAUCAAAUCACAGCGGAAGGGCGUCAAAACAGUUUCUUACAUUUUGAAUCAAUUUGCCAACUGCAUGAUUAGGCUCGAUGAUCUUUGUAAGAAAUGUAGGUAUGGAUGUUAGAAAACUAAUAGAUUUGGUUUCACCUCACAAGAACUUGUAUAGCUCAAGGUAUAUGUUCAAAAUAAUGAGUAAUUUCAAGUUGAAUAGAUAAA
Messenger RNA from Trifolium pratense (red clover), 8707 nucleotides. RefSeq names its product protein SABRE-like. The record is from RefSeq and is a predicted model, not a curated record. The coding region runs from base 265 to 8328 and encodes 2687 amino acids. The transcript has 22 exons. Lineage: Eukaryota; Viridiplantae; Streptophyta; Magnoliopsida; Fabales; Fabaceae.